Molecule: messenger RNA, 918 nt
Organism: Miscanthus lutarioriparius
Lineage: Eukaryota; Viridiplantae; Streptophyta; Magnoliopsida; Poales; Poaceae
Source: the annotation of a GenBank genome assembly
AUGGACGCCUUCAUCAAGCGGCCUCUCGUUCGUCAGAUUCCGCCGCCUGGCUUCGAAUCCUGCUCCAGCGGUGGCGCCACGAUGCACACCAACCCCUUCAGCUUCGACCUUGGUAUUGCGCCUCCAUAUUCGACUGCCAGCUCCUGGUCCUUCUCCAUUGGCGACAUGGGGAGGAGGACACAUCCCUUCAGCUUCGGGCUCGACAUUGCUCCUCCUCCGAUCAGCUUGUCCGAUCUCUGUGAUGAUUAUUUUCCACGGCCCGCCCAGUUCGGUCCGUUUCCAACAAUGAACGUCGACGUCCCUCACAAUUAUUACGUGCCCGCCGUCGGCGAACUCCCUGCGCUACCAGUACCACCCGCCGGCUUCAAUCCGACACCGGUCUACGACUACGGCAACCCCUUUGACGCCGACGGUACAGCUUCCCUUGCCAUGGAGCCGGGCGUCGAGGAGCCCGUGUCGGUGUCCUCCGCUGCUCCGGUCUGCGACGGCGCCGGCACCCUUUACGACGACAACUCCACGAUGGUUCUUCCGAAGCUCUGCUGUCCCUAUGACGGUUAUGACGAAGACAUCGAGGCCACCCUCCGGGCCCAGGAGGACGAAGCCUUGUCCCCGGACUACCUGGAGACGACGCAGCGGGGUCGGAUGAGCCAGGACACGCGCGCCACCCUCGUCGGCUGGAUGAAACGGUUCACCCAGUGCUACGGCCUCGCCCCCGGCACGCUCCACCGCGCCGUCUCCUACGCCGAUCGGUUCCUCUCCGUGCAACCGCUGGCGGACGUCGGCAUGCACCGGCUCCGUCUCCUGGGCGCCGCGGCCAAGUACGAGGACCAGGGAACCGUAGAGCUACUGGACGCCGCGGAGAUCGCCAGCUACAGCCGCGAGCAAGGAGUGUUAAGACGAUCACAUAGUCGUAGAUAG